UGUCCUAGGGUGAAGUUGACAAGUCGACAACGCCUCAAGGAUUAUGAUAUAUAUGAUCUUGUUUCCCAUGCGUCUCCAGGUUGCCAGGUUACUGUUGUCGCGAUUCCAUUGAGGAAAAUAGUUGAAGGAUCAAAAAUAAUCAAUGGGAAGUUUUGAUGAGUGUAAGCCAGUAAUGGCAAUGAUUGGGAUCCAGUUCGUUUAUGCAGGGCUUGCUCUUUUAAGCAGAGCUGCUUUUUUACAAGGAUUGAAUCCCUGGGUCUUUGUAGUUUACAGGCAAGGCAUAGGAACUUUGAUCAUGGCACCUCUAGUUUGCCUUUCAAGCCGGAGAAAUUCAUGCUGGUCCUCUUUUGGAUUCAGGAGCUUCGCUUGGAUAUUUCUUGCCUCACUUAUUGGCGUUACAGCCAACCAAAUUUCCUACUUUGAGGGUCUCUACUUAACAUCUUCAACUGUAGGAACUGCAAUGUCUAAUCUGAUCCCUGCUAUUACCUUCGUACUUGCAAUCAUUUCGGGAUUGGAGAAAGUAAAUACCUUCAGCUUGAGAAGUAUGGCCAAGAUUUUGGGCACUGUAGUCUGUGUAAGUGGAGCCAUUUCCAUGGCAUUUCUCAAAGGCCCUAAACUAUUAAACACUAAAUCGCCACCACUAAAAUCCUUCUCCAACCAUGGAGGAGACUACUGGUUGCUGGGAUGUCUACUUCUCUUUGGAAGCAGUAGUUUCUGGUCACUCUGGAUGCUUUUUCAGAUUCCAAUUUCAGCAAGUUGUCCUGACCACUUAGCUUCAUCUGCGUUGAUGGGUUUAUUGGCUACAAUAGAAUCAGCAAUAGUUACAUUUUUUCUUGGAAAAGAUCUUGCAGCUUGGCAUUUGAAUUCAUUUCUUGAAAUAGGAUGUUGUUUAUUUGGGGGAAUUGCAAUGGCUUUGUCCUUCUUUGUUCAAGCCUGGUGCAUUUCUCAAAGAGGUCCCGUCUUCACUGCAAUGUUCAACCCUUUGUGCACAGUUAUAGUGACAGUAGUUGCUGCUAUAUUUCUACAGGAACAGACUUACGUUGGGAGCUUGAUUGGUGCUUUAGCUGUGAUUAUUGGCCUAUAUGUCGUACUAUGGGGUAAAGCUAAAGAUUUUAAAGAACUUAAAAUGGAGAUGCAUAAGAAGCUACGAGAAGAUGAGUCGAGAACUGUAGAAGUGAUAAUAGACAAAUCUUUAGAGAAGAAGAAUUGCAAAGCUGAUGAUUUGAAAGAACCACUUUUGUCGCUCAAAUCUGCUGAUGACGACAAAAAUUGUACCACUUCUUAGUGCUUGGACCUCUAUAUUCUAUGCUAUCAUUUUUACAAAUUUAAGUACUUAACGAAGAUUUGCUACUAUUCUCUAUUA
Molecule: messenger RNA, 1363 nt
Organism: Manihot esculenta (cassava)
Lineage: Eukaryota; Viridiplantae; Streptophyta; Magnoliopsida; Malpighiales; Euphorbiaceae
Product: WAT1-related protein At4g28040
Exons: 7
Coding region: 143-1285 (380 amino acids)
Cellular component (GO): plasma membrane
Molecular function (GO): transmembrane transporter activity
Source: RefSeq, a predicted model, not a curated record